This is a messenger RNA of Corvus hawaiiensis (hawaiian crow), 723 nucleotides long. RefSeq names its product feather keratin Cos1-2-like. NCBI's taxonomy places the organism in Eukaryota, Metazoa, Chordata, Aves, Passeriformes, Corvidae. The record is from RefSeq and is a predicted model, not a curated record. Gene Ontology annotation, molecular function: structural constituent of cytoskeleton. Bases 112 to 408 code for a protein of 98 amino acids. The transcript has 2 exons. Gene Ontology annotation, cellular component: intermediate filament.
CUGAGGCAGUGCAGGACUGCUAUAAAAGGCAGCCCAAGUCUCUGCUCUCGCAUCCACUUCUCUCACCUCCUCCUCCUCCUCAGGAAUCAGGUGCACCUGUGACCCCGAGCCAUGUCCUGCAACCCUUGCUGCCAGCCCUGCGGCCCCUGCCCGCUGGCCAACAGCUGCAAUGAGUGCUGUGUCAGGCAGUGCCAGAGCUCCACCGUGGCCAUCCAGCCCUCCCCAGUGGUGGUGACCCUGCCCGGGCCCAUCCUCAGCUCCUUCCCACAGAACACCGUGGUGGGAUCCUCCACCUCCGCUGCUGUUGGCAGCAUCCUCAGCUCUGGUGGAGUGCCCAUCAGCUCUGGCGGCUUUGACAUCUCCUGCAUCACCAACUGCUAUGGUGGCAGCAGAUGUCGUCCCUGCUAAAUCUGCUGGCAACCUCCUUGGGCAAGAACCUCCAAGAUAUCAGAACCUGGUUGUGGCCAGGAGAUAGAGCUUCGGGACAUUGUAAUUAGAGUUUCAAGCCAUUGUCCCCUUCUUCUGUCUCCUCUUUAUCUCUUUCUUUUGCUGUCUGUGUCUCCCCACACCAACCCGGAAGCACCUGUUGCCCUUCCUCCCUCUUUAGGGUGGGCAGAUGGACACCUUGCAGGAGCUCCACUGCAUCUUAGUGCCUCUUCCAGGUGCUCUCUGUGAGCCACCUCCUUUUCUUCUUUAGACUCAAUAAAGGUGUUUUGCAACCAA